UUCUAAAAUAAAAAUACAAUUAUAAUUAUAAAUAUAAUUGUUUUAUCCAUUUAUUUGUCCCAUUGUAUUUUUUUAUCGAGAUAAAAGAUAAGUGACUUGACCUCCGUUGUUUUAAUAAAUGAUAAUCAGUCGAGUUUUAACUUCAAAAUGGGUGAAACUAAGCUUACUAUUGAAGAAAUCAAUUCAAUGUCAAAGAUUGAAUUUUGUAAAAUAUUUGGAAAUAUUGUAGAACAUUCAUCAGAAGCGACUGAAGCAAUUGAAGAGUUGAGGCCUUUUGAGCAUGUCAGCCAGUUGGAAAAUUUAUUUUGUAACUUUAUUGAAUAUCUCGAUGACUCUGAAAAAGAAAUUAUUUUAAAAAAUCAUCCAGAGUUGACGGGAGAAAUUUACAAUGAAAAAAUUUUGACAACAGAGUCUCAAAAUGAGCAGAAGAUCGCGGGAAUUAAUCAGAUGACUACGGAAGAAAAAAUAGUUUUUAAUAACUUCAAUAAAUUGUACAAAAAUAAAUAUUCGUACCCAUUUGUUAUCUGUGUACGCGAAAACUCUAUAGCUUCGAUAAUUUCAUCUGUUGAAUCGCGGUUGAAGAAUCCGCGAAAUGUCGAGUUGGGUAUCGCAAUAGAAGAAGUCAAAAAAAUAAGCAAGCUGCGCUUGAAAGAUCUGGUUGACUAUUCUUGA
Molecule: messenger RNA, 672 nt
Organism: Cotesia glomerata
Lineage: Eukaryota; Metazoa; Arthropoda; Insecta; Hymenoptera; Braconidae
Product: 2-oxo-4-hydroxy-4-carboxy-5-ureidoimidazoline decarboxylase-like
Exons: 3
Coding region: 148-672 (174 amino acids)
Biological process (GO): allantoin metabolic process
Molecular function (GO): carboxy-lyase activity
Source: RefSeq, a predicted model, not a curated record